Molecule: messenger RNA, 1266 nt
Organism: Dracunculus medinensis (Guinea worm)
Lineage: Eukaryota; Metazoa; Nematoda; Chromadorea; Rhabditida; Dracunculidae
Source: the annotation of a GenBank genome assembly
AUGUCGGGUGGAACUACCAUGGAUACAAUGUCUUCUGCACCACAUAUGAAUGAAGAUAAUGCCAUCAGAUAUCUCACAAAUUUUGUUAAAUCACCUGUCAGUGAUGAAUUGGAUAUAAAAAAGAGAGAAGAAUCAAUAAUGGAACUGGGUAGUAUGUUGGCUAAAAAUAAAAGGACACUAGAAUUGCGAAAAAUGAUCGAAAAUACUCGUCCGUUUUUAGUAUCUUUGGGUAAAGCCAAAGCAGCAAAACUUGUUCGCAAUUUGGUCGACCUUUGUCUUAUGAUCGAUGAUCAGGAUGGUGAAAUUAAGGUUGAUCUAUGUAAGGAAUGUAUUCAAUGGGCAACUGAUCAGAAUAGAACGUUUUUGAGGCAGACACUAGAAGCCCGUCUAGUCAGGCUGUAUAAUGAUCUGCGUCGUUAUCAGCAGGCACAACAACUGGCAAAUCAACUUGUUCGCGAGUUGAAGAAGGUUGACGAUAAAGAUGUUAUUGUCGAAGUGCAAUUAGAAGAAAGCAAAGCAUGCUAUCACUUGGGAAAUUUAUCGAAGGCUAGGGCUGCUCUAACUUCAGCCCGAACAACUGCAAAUUCUAUAUAUAUGCCACCGCGAAUGCAAGCAGCUCUUGACAUGCAAUCUGGUAUAUUACAUGCAGCAGCGGAAAGGGACUUUAAAACGGCUUUUUCAUAUUUUUAUGAAAGUUUCGAGGGAUAUGAUGGUGUAAAUGAAACUAAGGAAGCUUUGCGAGCUCUGAAAUAUAUGUUGCUCAGCAAGGUAAUAAUGUUGGAUGCUCCUGAUGAAGUUUCUUCUUUGCUUUCUGGGAAAUUGGCUUUGAAAUACAGUGGCACUGAUUUAGAUGCCAUGCGAGCUAUAGCGGAAGCAGCGAAAAAACGUUCACUUUCUGAUUUCAACGCGGCGUUUGGAAGGUAUCGGGAAGAAUUACAGUGUGAUGCUGUUGUAAAAAAGCAUUUCAAUUCAUUAAGCGAUGGUAUGCUUGAAAAAGAUUUAUGCCGCAUAAUUGAACCUUACUCAUACGUUCAAAUUGAUCAUAUUGCACGAAAAAUUGGAUUGGAUAAAGACAAGGUCGAAAAAAAGCUAUCACAAAUGAUUUUGGACAAGAAAUUCUCUGGAAGUCUUCAUCAGGGCGAUGGUAUGCUUAUAGUUUAUGAUAUCGCACCUGUUGAUAAAACAUAUGAAGCAGCUGUGGAAACUAUACAUGCAAUGAACGAGGUUAUAGACGCAUUGUAUCACCGAGUGAAGAAACUUAGAUAG